Puccinia graminis f. sp. tritici CRL 75-36-700-3 is the source of this 2097-nucleotide messenger RNA. Its product is annotated as T-complex protein 1 subunit eta. The coding region runs from base 118 to 1806 and encodes 562 amino acids. The transcript is spliced from 6 exons. Lineage: Eukaryota; Fungi; Basidiomycota; Pucciniomycetes; Pucciniales; Pucciniaceae. Gene Ontology annotation, biological process: protein folding. The record is from RefSeq and is a predicted model, not a curated record. Gene Ontology annotation, cellular component: chaperonin-containing T-complex. Gene Ontology annotation, molecular function: ATP-dependent protein folding chaperone; ATP hydrolysis activity; ATP binding.
ACUCAUCAACCACACCCACCCACUUGACUCUCCCCUCCCUCCCUUCGACUUUGAACUCCCCGAGAACGCAUUGACGACUGAAAGAAAAGCAAAAAGAAAGAAUAAGAAAUAGUCAAAAUGGCUGGCCGACCCCAACUACCCAAUAUCCAACCUCAAAUCAUAUUACUACGCGAAGGUACCGAUACCUCUCAAGGCACACCCCAAUUACUCUCCAACAUCAAUGCCUGUCUAGCUGUCGCUCAAACCGUCGCCUCAACUCUCGGACCCAGAGGAAUGGACAAGCUGAUUGUCGCUACCAAUGGCGAAGCAACGAUCUCAAACGAUGGGGCAACGAUCAUGAAACUACUACAAGUCGUCCAUCCGGCAGCCAAGACCUUGGUCGACAUCGCAAGAGCUCAGGACGCCGAAGUGGGCGACGGGACAACAAGUGUCGUCUUACUAUGUGCCGAGCUUUUAAAACAAUGUAAGCCUUAUAUUGAGGAAGGCGUUAGUCCUCACGUUAUCAUCAAAGGAUACCGCAAAGCUUGUGAAAUGGCCGUUGCCAAGGUCAAGGAACUAGCCAUCACGGUAGACAAGUCAGACCAAACCAAAUUCAGAGACCUACUCAUCAAAUGUGCCUCCACCUCAAUGUCCUCCAAGCUUAUCCACCACCACAAGCCAUUCUUCUCAAAUAUGGUAGUCGAUGCAGUGAUGACCUUGGACCAAAACGAUCUGGAUGAGUCGCUGAUUGGGAUCAAGAAGAUUCCCGGUGGUGGGAUGGAGGAUAGCUUGUUGAUCAAAGGAGUCGCAUUCAAGAAGGCUUUCUCUUAUGCUGGUUUCGAGCAACAGCCCAAGAGCUUUCAAUCCCCCAAGUUACUAUGUUUGAACGUCGAACUCGAACUCAAAGCUGAGAGGGAUAAUGCUGAAGUUAGGAUUGAACGGGUCGAGGACUACCAACGGGUCGUCGACGCCGAAUGGCAGAUCAUCUUCCGAAAACUAGAAAACAUCGUUGAAACAGGGGCUCAAGUAGUACUCUCACGACUCCCGAUCGGAGACCUAGCCACCCAAUACUUUGCCGAUCGAAACAUUUUCUGUGCGGGGCGGAUUCCGAUAGAUGAUCUGAAGAGGGUAGUCCAAGCGGUUGGAGGCUCGAUCCAAUCGACGACCACCGACAUCCAUGACUCCCAUCUGGGCUCAUGCGAGAGCUUCGAGGAACGCCAGAUCGGCGCCGAACGGUAUAACGUCUUCCAGGGCGGUAAACACUCGAAGACCUGCACGUUGGUCCUCAGAGGUGGGGCUGAACAGUUUAUCUCUGAAGUCGAGCGAAGUUUGCACGAUGCGAUCAUGGUCGUCAAGAGGGCCAUCAAAAACAAUCAAGUCGUCGCAGGAGGUGGUGCUUGUGAGAUGGAGGUCUCGAAAUAUCUACGAGAAGAGUCAAAAUUGAUCCAAGGGAAACAACAAUUAAUGCUAGCAUCAUAUGCCAAAUCACUUGAAUGUAUUCCCCGACAAUUAUGUGACAAUGCCGGCCUAGAUGCGACGGAUAUCUUGAACAAAUUACGGAUGUUACACGCUCAGGAUCAGAAAUGGAUCGGAGUGAAUCUCGAAGUCGAUCUCGAUCUGGGCGUUGCUGAUAAUUAUGAGAAGUUCGUUUGGGAACCUGCGCUGGUUAAGACUAAUGCCUUGGAAGGAGCGACUGAAGCCGCUUGUAUGAUUCUAAGUGUUGAUGCCACCGUUCGAAAUCCGCAAUCUGAAAAACAAAGUGCGGGGCCUCAGAUGCCCAGAGGAGCUGCAAGGGGAGCUCUGAGAGGUCGGGGCAGAGGUCGAUAGACAACACACCCCCGUCAAAGAAAAUGACAAAAAAUAAAACAAUGAAUCGAUUAUUAUUUUUUAAAAAAAACCCUUGUUGCUACUCUUUCUUUCUUUCUGUGCGCUAAAUAAUCAUAACGAUCAAAUACCUCAAACGUAUUCUCGCUAUUUAACCCCCCCCCCCUCUUUCUGUUUGUUUAACAAAAAAGGGGAAGAAAAAGAAAAGAACGACCUUUUGCUUUUUGUGUGUUUGUGUGUGUUUUAUUCAGACAUAUUUAGUAACAAACAAUGUGGAGUAAUAAUGGUGCAGAA